GAUCGGGAGCGUCCGUGCCUUGCGGGGUCCUGCCAGCCAAUAGGAGGGACGGUGCGGGCUCCUCGGGCUGGGUAAACGGGGCUCCCCCUGACACCGGGGACGCUCGCCCACUUUGGGCGUGCUUUGGGUAAUUGGACUUACGCCUCCACAUGGUGCCGGCCAGCGGCCGCAAAGCUGGGGCCGGCAUUGUCGACGCAAGGCAGAGCGGUGUUGCGGUGACAUGCAUCCGCCUCUUCCCCUCCUGCACUGAUCAGCGACCUUUCUUCCCUUCCUUUGUGCAACGAUGCACUUGCAAGAGCUGAAGGCGACCAAGUACACGCCCGUCUCGCCGUAUGGAUAUACGCCGGACGCCUGGGUCGGCAUCCUAUUCGUCGUCCUCUUUGCGCUGUCUACAAUAUGCCACCUAGUUCAGGCCAUUCAUUCCCGGCUGUGGUGGCUGAUCUUCACCGUAGUCCUUGCGGGUAUCAUGGAACUCAUCGGGCACGGUGCUCGCCUAUGGUCCUCCUAUAAUAUCCACAUCAACACUCCAUACCUCAUCCAGAUCGUGACUACGAUUCUAGCACCCACCCCGCUUGUCGCAGCAAGUUUCGUUAUGCUGGGUCAAGUCAUCCAUCGUCUUGGACAGCAAUAUAGCAGACUCAGCGCGAAGUGGUACACCAUUGUGUUUGUCACCUGUGAUGUUAUCGCCCUCAUUAUUCAAGCAUUGGGAGGCGCGAGUGCGGACGCGGCAGUGAAUCAGGACAAAAGCGCCAAGCCAGGCGGAAACACGAUGCUUGGUGGCAUCAUCUUCCAGAGCAUCGCCAUCACUUUCUACAUCGUGCUCGCGACGGAGUUCGUCCUCCGUUACCUCUACGACAAGCCCAUCGGCGGGCGCCCGAACGUGAAGACGGGAUAUGCGCUCGACUUCAAGACGAAGCAGAUGCUCUGCGCCCUGGCGUUCAGCAGCUUGUGCAUCUACGUUCGGUCAUGGUACCGUACUGUUGAGCUCGCCAACGGCUGGCAAGGCCACAUCAUCCGCACGCAACGCUACUUCGUGGUCAUGGACGCGCUCAUGAUCGUCUUCGCGAUGUGGAUCAUGAACAUCUGCCACCCCGGCCGUCUUCUGGGACCCGCCCCGGAGUGGAAGUUCAGCCAGCACGGCGCCGGUGCAAACGCGACUCGCACUUCAGAGGAGUCGUCGCAACAUGGAGACACCGAGAAACAGUGAAACGGCACGUCCUGCUUGAUAGCUGUUCUCCAGUAUAGACGUGUAUUCUGCGUAUUGAUUAGCGGAUCUGGACGGGUUACUAUACCACACUCAUGGAUGUGUCUGACAGUGGGGAGGGCAACGGACUGGGCUUUGCUUCGACUUUUCAUGACCUACUACUCUAUUGACGAACUAUCGUGAGCUCUCUAAUAUAGACCACAUUACAGUGCACGACCAAUGGUCUAGUGCCAGCGAACC
Fomitopsis serialis is the source of this 1444-nucleotide messenger RNA. Its product is annotated as RTA1-domain-containing protein. Bases 284 to 1207 code for a protein of 307 amino acids. The transcript is spliced from 9 exons. The record is from RefSeq and is a predicted model, not a curated record. Gene Ontology annotation, cellular component: plasma membrane; fungal-type vacuole. NCBI's taxonomy places the organism in Eukaryota, Fungi, Basidiomycota, Agaricomycetes, Polyporales, Fomitopsidaceae.